This is a messenger RNA of Macroventuria anomochaeta, 1565 nucleotides long. Its product is annotated as pantothenate transporter. The transcript is spliced from 9 exons. The record is from RefSeq and is a predicted model, not a curated record. Gene Ontology annotation, biological process: transmembrane transport. Bases 45 to 1499 code for a protein of 484 amino acids. Gene Ontology annotation, molecular function: transmembrane transporter activity. NCBI's taxonomy places the organism in Eukaryota, Fungi, Ascomycota, Dothideomycetes, Pleosporales, Didymellaceae. Gene Ontology annotation, cellular component: membrane.
AACAAAACAUCAACAUCUUACAUACUUCAAAGUGAGCCCCACGUAUGACCAUGCUUGUUGACGAGAAACAUGACGUCGACCAUGUCGAGAAGGCAUAUAAUUCUCCAUUACCCAGGGAUCGGGAUAUCCAUCCCGAGCAAGACUGGACGCAAGAAGAAGAGCGAGCGAUCGUGAAGAAGGCCGACUGGCGCGUGUUCCCCAUGCUGUGCAUCGUGUUUGGUCUUUCGCUGCUCGACAGAACGAACAUCUCUUCUGCAUAUAUUGCUGGUCUGGGUGCAGAUUUGCGACUCACUGGCCAGAGGUAUAAUAUCGCCCUAUUGGUGUUCUUCAUCGGUUACUGCAUUUUCGAGCUUCCUUCGAACUAUGUCAUUCGCCGGCUGGGUGCUAGGAUCUGGUUGCCUUUUCUCAUCACCGCGUGGGGCGCCUGCGUCUUGGGUAUGGGUUUUGUCCACAGCUGGGAGGCCCUGACCGCUCUGCGCGCAUUGUUGGGUGUCUUUGAGGCUGGCCUGUUCCCUGGUGCGGUAUAUAUUAUUGGGUCAUGGUAUCGACAGUUCGAGACAGCGAAGCGAGUAUCGAUCUUCUACAUGGCAGCGUUGUUGGCUUCAGGUUUUGGACCGAUCUUCGCGUAUGCCUUGUCGCUCAUCAGUGUUGGUGAUGGCCUGUACAGCCAAGGCUGGCGCUGGAUUUUCAUAAUCGAAGGAAUUGCCACCAUAGUGACAGGCUUGGUUGCGCCAUUCUUCUUAGUUGAAUUUCCGGAGAAAGUUAGAUUCUUGACCGAUCGUCAGAAGCACAUCGCCAUUGCGCGAGUGUCAAUGGAGAAGUCGGACAAGCAAAUCGAGCAUGCCACGAUCAGAGAGACGCUGCGAAUGAUCUGUGACUGGAAAUUGCUCAUGUACUCCAUCCAGUACUUUGUAGCUGCAUCGAGCGUAUACUCGUUGGCUUUCUUCCAGCCCAUCAUCCUACGACAAGGCAUGGGCUUCAGCUACGCUAAAUCGCAGUUGCUCUCGUCGCCGCCUUAUAUUUUUACCGUCUUUGCUUCGCUCGCGACCUCUUGGCUCUCAGAUAAGAUCCGUCUGCGAUGGCCAAUCCUCAUAGGCCAGUCAGUCAUCGCUAUAAUCGGACUUCUACUCGUUUUGUAUCCCAAGCCUCCAGCUGCCAGGUAUUUCGGUCUGUUUCUUGCCACAUGGGGAACACAGGGCAACGUUCCGGCUUCUUUGGCGUACGGUAACAAUCAGACCGCGCGAGUUCAGAAGCGUGCUGUUGUUGCCGCUGUGAUGAUAUCCGUUGGCGCGGCUGGCGGAGUGACUGGCAGUACUAUCUUCCAGGCUAAAGAUGCACCGCAAUAUCUUCCAGGAAUGUGGGCGACCAUAGCUAUGCAGAUUCUGUAUUCGAUCGUCACAAUCUGCAUGUCGAUGUACUUCAAGCGCCAGAACAAGCUCGCAGAUGAGGGAAAGAAGCCAGCGCUGGAGGGUGUUGAAGGAUUCCGCUACGCCCCGUGAGCUUUGGGUGCUUGUCCAGAGAGCUCAUGCAGCUGCGUCACGACAGCGUGUCAAACGGCCACUUCC